Molecule: messenger RNA, 1102 nt
Organism: Magnolia sinica
Lineage: Eukaryota; Viridiplantae; Streptophyta; Magnoliopsida; Magnoliales; Magnoliaceae
Exons: 8
Coding region: 52-918 (288 amino acids)
Source: RefSeq, a predicted model, not a curated record
CAAACGGUUCUUUCCACAUUUCACACCUCCCGCUAAAGAGGGUAAGGAAAAAUGCUUAUCCUAUACACCCACUCUUUCUCUCAGUGGAAAACGCUCCCAACGGCCAUACCUCUCUUCAAAUCAAAGUCCUCUCAUCCCCUUCAAAUCUCUACUCCAAAUACCACUCAACAAAAUCUCGUCCUUUCUGCCGUCAAAGCAAAUCGAAAUGAUCGGCGUAGUACUGACAGAUUGCAAAAAGAUAUCAAAGAAGAAGAGGAAGAGUCGGCGGAGGGGGAUGAAUUCUCUUCUUCAAACGGAUUCAGAGGAAGAGAAGAAGAAAAAGACUACGAUCGAGACCCUGAAUUUGCUGAAAUCCUCGGCAGCUGCUUUGACAACCCACAAAAGGCGCAGUCUCGAUUGGAGGAGAGAAUAAGGAAGAAAAGGAACAAAAUACUGCAUACCAAGGCCGGUUCGGCGACACCCAUGAAGGUUACAUUCAACAAAUUUGAUUUCUCAAACUCCUACAUAUGGUUUGAAUUCUACAAUGCUCCAUUAUCAAAUGAUAUUUCCUUAAUCUGUGAUACCAUUCGAUCAUGGCACAUUGUUGGACGUCUAGGUGGAUUAAAUUCCAUGAACAUGCAGCUGUCACAAGCACCUUUGGAUAAACGGCCAAGUUAUGAUGCUAUUCAGGGUGCAAAUGUGACUCCAACAACAUUUUAUAACAUUGGCGACCUUGACAUUCAAGACAAUUUGGCACGCCUAUGGGUGGAUAUUGGGACAAGCGAACAGUUGCUUUUGGAUGUAUUGAUAAAUGCCUUGACACAAAUAAGCUCAGAUUUCAUCGGGAUUAAACAGUUGGUGUUUGGCGGAUCGGAAUUUGAGAACUGGAAGGAGAGCUUGACGUCAGAGGAUGCUGUUUACAGUGUUCACAAAAUAUAAAUACCUGGCAUCGGAGGACUUUUGAUAUUUGUGGAAAGGACGGAACCAUAAAAAUGGUUCGAGGUCAGGGGAGACUGUACACCGUGGAAGACAGCCAAAGCGGGAGUUUUGUUUUGUUACAGUGAUGGAGUUUCAUUGCACAGGUUUGGACCCAUGCACUUUUCCUUUGGAAAAGGAUGGAGGG